AUGCGUGAUCGAGCAACGGCACACAAGGGUGGGGAAGGACAUGACGAGGAAGCCACGGGUGUUGGAACAGAAAAGACACUUGUGACUAGCGGAGGCAGCUUAGAUCGCCAAGGAUUCCGGGUUCAUCCUAGUGUGGCCCGUCCUUCUGAAAGUGGCAGUCGGCGACGAUGUAAUAGACGGCGCUCCAAAAAUACACGCGAAGAUUCUGGAGGAACGCUGUAGGUGAGGGCGACCUGGUCGAUCGAAGAGCCGAUUGGGGACGCCUACAAGACUGGGCUCAGGUGUCUCGCCAGGAAGACAAGCUGAGGGCUUUUUGCUCACGCGUUCUCUCUCCUCUCCGUUAACGUAACCCUACCUCUCGGGACAUGAUGUUCC
This is a messenger RNA of Gryllus bimaculatus (two-spotted cricket), 375 nucleotides long. Lineage: Eukaryota; Metazoa; Arthropoda; Insecta; Orthoptera; Gryllidae. The record is from the annotation of a GenBank genome assembly.